UCUAAAUUCAAACAUUAAAUUAAAAUGGCUCAAGACGUUUUAAAAAACAUUACAGAUAGACUUGAUAAUACCAUUAAAGAAACCAAUGAUUUCUUUAAAUCACUCAGCAUUGGUAAUGUGAGUGGAGCAAAAUUAAAGAUACUUAAAGAUUCUGAAGUGGAUGCUCCUGAUAAAAAAUGGGUUUUGCCUUACACGCUUCCAGUAUUGAAGGCUUUAACACAAGGAACUGCAAGAGAAGGUGAUAAACCUAUAGUGUUACCUGCUCCAGUCCUUACCGGUAGGGCUGGGAAUGUUAGUAGUUUCCAAACCACAACUAGGGAGAACCCUGAGUAUCCAGAUUUAAACACAUCCAAAUAUGAAGAGAAGUAUAACUCAUCUUUGGAGGGCUGGACCGAAAGGCAGAAGCGCUUUUUUUACAGGUUUGCGGCUGACUCUGAGAAAAAGAUGCGUCAAGAAAGUCUAAGGUUACAGGACGAAUACAAUAAACAGCUUGCAACUAAGUUGGCAAUGGUGAAAAAUGAGCUUUAUGAGACUAACAGGAAGAAUUUACUUGAGCUUCAAGAAAUGAAAUUAGAGCGUGAACGCUGGUUGCUUGACGAGUCUGAUACCAAAAAUAGCCUUGAGAAAGUUUCCAGUGCUUUUGAAAGUCUUCAAAAAUCCUACGAUAACUUACGCCUAGAACUAGAUGAACGUGAAUUUAAAAUCAGUAACUUAAAUGGGGAGCUAUCAAAGAAUGAAAGACUUCUGAAUGCUUUGAGAUCAGAUAACGAAGCUUUGCAAACAGAAUUGCAUGGCAGAUCUGAACUUAUAUCCAGACUACAAACGGAUGUGGCAGAUGCCUAUUUAAGACUAGAGAAUGAGACUACCAAGUCUGCAAAUCUGGAGCAGGAGCUUUAUGCUCUAAAUCAGGAGAAAAAAGAUUUACUAGAGGUUAAUAAGGACCUUAAGGCUCAAGUUGACUCUUUACUUCUCAGCAACAAAUUCCUCUUAAAUGAGAAGGAGUCUUUGGAAAAUCGCAAAUGUAAACUUGAACAGGACGUUUCAGACUUGAAUAGGACAGUUUAUUCUCAGCAAAACCUCCUUCGUAGCUUUGAAAUUUCAGAAUCUUCUAAGAUAACUGCUCUUGAGGAAAAAGUUAACACACUUCAAAACCAGCUUAAGAGGGCUCAAAUUGAUUUACUGGCAGCUGAUAACCGUCCUGAACUGGAAAGCUUAACUAGGGAAGUUAACACUUUAAGGGCUCAUGUUAAACAAUUAAAUGCAGAUAAUGACGCCAUGUUUAAGGAGAAUUCCAUUAUACUUAAGAAACUUGACCAGGAAAAGGCUCUGGUCAAGGAACACUUAAACGAACUAUAUGUUACUAAAUGUAAGGCUAAUAACUUAAGACAUCAACUUAAAUCUCUACUACAGACCACCUCUAGGAACAACGAUACUGUCACUGUGAGUCCUGAACUACUUGAGUUGUACAAAGAAAAGUUAGCUGAAACCAAUUCUAAGAAGGAAAAGCCCAAGGAUUUAUUUCAGCCAACUAUGUUUGAUGGUCCUGAUGAUGAGACUCAAAUAAAAAUCGACGAUCUUGAAAAGGAACUCACUGAGCUUUACCUUGAGAAGGACCGGCUUGAAUCUGAGAUGAUACGCUGUAAUUUAGGUCCCGGAUCUCCUUCUCGUGUUAAAAGGCAGCAUUUUCUACUUGAGGGCAAACUUGCGGAAACACGCAAAAAAAUUAAUGAACUUUCCACCAGAAUUAAACAGCUCUACAAGAAAUAAAAUAUUUAAUACAAC
This is a messenger RNA of Theileria parva strain Muguga, 1782 nucleotides long. RefSeq lists its product as uncharacterized. The coding region runs from base 25 to 1767 and encodes 580 amino acids. The record is from RefSeq and is a predicted model, not a curated record. Lineage: Eukaryota; Apicomplexa; Aconoidasida; Piroplasmida; Theileriidae. The transcript has 3 exons.